Messenger RNA from Moesziomyces antarcticus, 2556 nucleotides. RefSeq names its product CBF-domain-containing protein. Gene Ontology annotation, biological process: ribosome biogenesis. Gene Ontology annotation, cellular component: small-subunit processome; nucleolus; Noc4p-Nop14p complex. The record is from RefSeq and is a predicted model, not a curated record. NCBI's taxonomy places the organism in Eukaryota, Fungi, Basidiomycota, Ustilaginomycetes, Ustilaginales, Ustilaginaceae. Bases 1 to 2556 code for a protein of 851 amino acids. The transcript has a single exon.
AUGGCGAAGACCAGCACCUCAAAGAAGGCGGGCGCCAGCUCAUCGGCGGCGUCCGCCUCGUCAUCCUCGACCUCGUUGGAACAAGUGCAGGCAUUGCAAUCGGCGCUCUUGUCCUCGUCCGACCUCAACCCUCUCACCGACCUCCUCGCCCUCGCGAAAAAGCUCGCCAAGCUCGGCGCUUCCUCCUCGACCGAACGCUCGAGCAAGGAAAAGAAGGAUGCUGCUGUCGCUGUUCACCGUGCUGUCCUCGUGCUGGUCCGAUCCAUGAAGUCGCUCAGCGCCGACGACAGGAUCGCCUUCGAUAAGGAUGUGGACCAGGACGGCUACAUCCUCCCCUACGGUGCCAAGGCAGGCAACAAUGCAGCGGCUUCAGCGGCUUCUUCGUCAGCAAAGGCCAAGGAGGCGCAGAACAAGGUGGCCGACUGGAUCAGGAUGCGUUGGAACGAGACGGUCGAGCUCCUCUGCGCCCUGCUCGCUCACGAGGUCGAAGCACUCCGCCUGGAAGCACUCCAGAUGAUCGUCGAGCUCGAGACCUCCGCUUCCUCUUCUCUCACGCGUAUCGCCGCCGCUUCCAAGGCUUCAUCCAAAGCAGGCUCGUCCAGCAAAGAAUCGCCUCUAUCCCUCUCCACUACGCCCGCCCUUUGGUCGGCAUCGCCGUGGCGUGCGCUGACUCUUGCGCUCAUCGCAGGACCGCCUAGCCUUACCAAGCUUGGGCACGGCGACGCAGGCACGCGCUACCAGGUGGUGCGUGUGCACGCGGGUGUGCCCGAGGACGUGCGCAGCAAGUUCAUCCAGAGCGGCCUCGAGGAGUACGACGACGUCCGCUUCGCCACGCUCCGCGAGAUCAGCCUGGCGCUGCGAAAGCCCGCACCGAGCACUCUCGGUAACACGCAGCUUCGCGCACACACGCUUGCGCUCCUCAUCCAGCUCACUGCAAUUCCGACUUCGGCCGACGAUCUGAACAACUUCCUGGUCGACGAGCUGUCGAUUCCGCCGCUUGGAUCCAGCGGUGGAAAGAAGAAGAAGAAGAAGGCUGCAGCUGGCGGCAAGGGCCUCUCGGUGGUGGAUGACGGUGACUCGGACGAUGGUCAGGAGGAGGAGGACGAUGACAUGACUGGCUGGUUCUCGGACUCGGACGACGAGGGUGGCGUGCGCGCGGGUGCCACUGAAGGCGAGCAGCGUCGCGCAGCAGAUAAGAAGGCCAUUGGUGGAUUGGGCGCAGCCGCACGCGCUGCUGGAGCCUCCAAGCGCAAGAGGCGAACCUUGCACGAGAUGGUACACAGCAUCGGUGCCCAGCGCGGCGCGUUCUCGGCCGCGUGGCUCGAACUUCUGCUUCCUCGUCGCCAGACCGAGAAGUCGGCUGCUGCCGCUGGCGUCGCGCCAGGCUCGCUCAUCGGUGGUGAGCUCAGUCUGGCCGCCACGCACGAGGUGCUGGUACGACUGCACGCGCAGAUCCUGCCACAUCUCAGCAAGCCGACGCUGCUGCACGACUUCCUGGUUUCGUGCCUCGACUCUCGCGGUGCCACGGCUCUGCUGGCGCUCAAUGCGAUCUUCACGCUCGUCACCAAGCACAACUUGGACUACCCGCAGUUCUAUACGCGGCUGUACGCCAUGCUCGACGCGUCGGUGCUGCACAUGAAGUACCGCGCGCGCUUCCUGCGGCUGCUCGAGACGUUCCUCUCGUCGACGCAUCUGUCUGCGACGCUCGUGGCGAGCUUUGCCAAGCGACUCUCGCGGCUGAGUCUGCGUGCGCCUCCCGCAGCCAUCGCGUCGGUGGUGCCAUUCGUGUACAAUCUGCUGAAGCGCCACCCGCGCUGCAUGGCUAUGGUGCACAAGGAGUGGGACGGCGACCGCCUCAACAUCGGACCUGCUGGCGUCGACGACCCAUUCGACGCUGACGAACAGGACCCGCUCAAGACGCAGGCGCUCGAGAGCUCGCUGUGGGAGCUGGCGAGCUUCGGCGCCGCUGCCGUGGCCAAGGGCAACAGCGGUGGUCCUGCCAUGGGCGGCGACGAAGGCAGCAUCCUGCCUGGCGAGGCGCAUUACCUCGGCUCCGUCACGAGUCUGGCACGUAUCUUCGCUGAGCCCUUCACACGCGAGCGCUACAACCUCGACGAUUUCCUCGACAUCACCUACGGCACGCUCUUCGAGACCGAGGCGAAGAAGACGCUGCAGAAGCUCGGCACCAAGCCGGACGGAACUCCUCGGCGUCGACCGGUGCCUGCGCUGGCUUACAGUCUGCCGGGCGGCUUCGGCGCCGGUGGCUCGAGCGACAGCACGACUUGCAACCGCGUCGACAUCUUCCCAUCGGAAUCGGGACGCGCGAGGGCCAAGGCGUCGCUGGCUGCAGCCGAGGAGGAGGAGCAGCGCGAGGUGGAGCGCGAACGCGAGGAGCGUAAGCGUAAGCUCGGCGUCGACGGCGACGACGAAGACGACGACGAGCGCGAAGCGAGGGAGGCCAUCGAGCAGCUCAAGAGCGCCGAGCGGGCUAAGAAGCGCAAGGUCGACCAGACGGGCACCCACGACGCCUGCGCCAUGCUCUUCAGCUUUGCAUGA